UUCUUCUUGGCCAUCAGCUCAUCAUGCCAUCGUCACGCAAACAUUCCACUGUGAGCAACCGCCCGUCGAUGGAUGGCAGGGGCAGUCUGUCCUUGAGACACAGAAACUCCAUGGCCUCUGUAGAUACGUCGAUCUCCAACUUGCUCGAUGAAAACAAUUACGAAAUGUUUUCCGGGGCAGCGUCUGAAGUCAUUCCCUCCUCCAUCUCUUCGUUUCACCAAGCCCACAAUCUCCGCCGCAGCUCCAUAGAAUCGGUUGAGCCCUACCCCGAAGACGACGACGAACGCUCCUUGCUCCGCCGCGUCACUACUAACGGGACUGCUCACUCCCAAGACAAGGCUGGCUUCAAGUUCUUUACCGUAGAUGAGAUUGAAAACGCGCCAGGGUUCGGGUCCACCCUCGAAGACCCCGAAAACCCUAUUGACUACGACACUAACUGGGAAUACUCAAAUGAUCGCGGCGACGCCCACUCGGUCGUGGAAGAGUUUAACUACGGGCUGACAGAUAACUCCCCGCGGAUGGGCUAUAGAGAGAGAUCUGCCUCUAACUUAUCGGACGACAUCCGCCUUAUGGGUGUCAGUGGCAGCGCUGACAAUGCGUCGGACAAGUCCUACUUGAGCGACGAGAGCAGCUCCAACGUCCGCAACCGCUACAGAAAGGAUUCCCUGCACGUAUUCCAGGGGUACCAGAAGGCAACAUUACACCACCAGCGGUACUACAUCGCCGAGGAGGACUUGGUGAUUGGGAUCGCCGGCUACCGAACCACAUGGCAGAAGACCGCUGUCUACUAUUUGGUGUGCUGGCUCACCUUCGGCUUAGGCUACCUUGUUUUGCGAUGGUUUCCCCGCUCACGAAUCAACAUGAAGGGUGUGCGGGUUCCGCUUGGGAACGCUGACUGGGUGGUGAUCGAGAACGAGUUUGGGGAAUUGAGCGUGUUGGACGUUGAAAAGGCAUGGUACGACAAGCGGUUGUCCAGUUUCUUGCCGUUAUCCAACGAAAGGGCCGACGAUGAGACUUCUCCGCAGCUUGAGAGCGAGAAGGACCCCGUUGUUCCGUUUUUACUCACUUUCGAGUACAGAUACCUCAAGUUCUUCUACUCGCCUAUGGAGGACAUCUUCAAGACCAAUUCCACGUGGCACGACCCCAGCUGGAUGGAUUUUGAGGCGUUGAAGGUAGGGUUGUCCAAGGAGACCCAUCGCGAACGGUUGGAGAUCUUUAGCGGAAACAACAUUAACAUCAGGGAGAAGUCCUCUCUCCAGUUGUUGGUGGACGAGGUGUUGCACCCCUUCUACAUGUUCCAGGUGUUCUCCAUCUUCUUGUGGCUCAUGGACAACUACUACUACUAUGCAUCCUGUAUCUUCAUUAUUUCUAUGGUGUCUGUUGUCCAGACGCUAGUUGAAACCAAGUCGUCGAUGAAGAAGAUGCAGACCAUGUCCAAAAACAUAUGCGAAAUCAGGGUUAGAAGAAACGAUUUCUGGAAGCAGAUUGAGUCUACCGACUUGGUUCCGGGCGACGUCUACGAAAUAGAUCCCUCCUUGGCUACCUUGCCCUGCGACUCCGUCUUGCUCAGCGGUGAUUGCGUGGUGAACGAAUCCAUGUUGACCGGUGAAUCUGCCCCGGUGUCCAAAUUUUACGCGACGGAGGAGUCCUUAUCGCAGUUGUCUGAGAACUUCAGCUCCAACGCUUUGCUGAGAUCCUUCCUUUUCAACGGAACCAAGAUCUUGAAGAUCAAGAGAAUGAACGAUGAGCCGGUCACCGCUUUGGUGGUGAAAACCGGGUUCAGCACCACCAAGGGAUCUUUGAUCAGAUCCAUGUUGUUCCCAAAGCCAACUGGGUUCAAAUUUUACCGGGACUCGUUCAAGUACAUCGGCUUUAUGUCCUGCAUCGCUGCCAUUGGGUUUGUGAUUUCCACGAUUAACUUUAUCAGAUUGGGCGUGUCCUAUCGAACUAUGAUCUUACGUGCCCUUGACAUCAUAACCAUUGUCGUUCCACCGGCGUUGCCAGCCACACUCACCAUUGGAACUUCUUUUGCCUUGGCAAGAUUGAAGAAGGCCCAGAUCUACUGCAUCGCCCCCACCAGGGUGAACAUCGGCGGGAAAGUUGACGUUCUCUGCUUUGACAAGACCGGGACGUUGACUGAGGACGGCUUGGAUGUGUUGGGGGUCCAUUUGGCCACCAAUGCGAAGGACAGAAGGGAGUAUAUUUUCAACGAGUUGGUUUGUACAGUCGGUGUGUUGCCAUUGGAGAGAGACUCCAUCCACGACUCGAACAAUGGGUCCAAGCUCUUAGCUUGUAUGGCCACCUGCCACACCUUGCGAGUUAUCGACGAGGAGUUGGUCGGGGAUCCGUUGGAUUACAAGAUGUUUGACUUCACCGAGUGGUCUUACGACGAGGACUACCAGCUUCCGGACGCCGGGCCCCAGGAUUUCCCGAUUGCGUACCCAAUGCUCCAGAAGUCCCAGGGGUUCGUCACGGUGAAGUCAUUCGAGUUUGUGUCUCAGUUGAGAAGGAUGUCUGUUGUGGUGCAGUCAGUCGCCUCUGGCGAGAUGCUGGUGUAUGUGAAGGGCGCCCCUGAGGUUAUGGUAGAUAUCUGUAACCCCGAGACGCUUCCAUCAAAUUUCCAGGAAUUGUUGCGCUUCUAUACCCACAACGGUUACAGAGUGAUUGCCUGUGCUGGUAAGCUGGUCAAGCAGGUUUCAGUCGACAGAGAUGACGCUGAAUCCCAGUUGGAUUUCUUGGGGUUUAUUGUGUUUGAAAACAAGUUGAAAGCUUCGACCAAGGGCACGUUGGCGGAAUUGAGACAGGCGCAGUUGAGAACCGUCAUGUGCACCGGUGACAACAUUUUGACGGCCAUCAGCGUUGGACGUGAAUGUGGCUUAGUUCCACCCGACGUGAAGGUGUUUGUUCCUUCCUGGGUGCAAUCUGAAAAUCGCACCAAUCUCGUAUGGGAAGACGUGGACGAUGCAGACGCUCAUCUUGACCCCAUCACCUUGACUCCUUUGCAACCAGUUAAGGACUACAAGCUUGCCGUCACUGGCGAUGUUUUCCGUUACAUCUUGACCGAGUUGAAUGAACAGGGUGUUUCUGAAGGCAUGCUUAUGAAGAGUAACAUUUUUGCCAGAAUGUCGCCUGACGAAAAGCAUGAGUUGGUUGAAAGGUUGCAGAAGCUUGACUAUACUGUCGGGUUCUGCGGUGACGGUGCUAACGAUUGUGGUGCGUUGAAGGCAGCCGAUGUUGGUAUCUCAUUAUCCGAGGCUGAAGCUUCUAUCGCCGCGCCGUUUACCUCUCGUGUGUUUGAAAUCUCUUGUGUGUUGGAUGUUAUCAAGGAGGGUAGGUCAGCUUUGGUCACAUCUUUUUCGUGCUUCCAGUACAUGUCGUUGUAUUCUGCCAUUCAGUUCAUGACCAUUACGAUUCUCUACAUGCGAGGAUCCAACCUUGGUGAUUUCCAGUUUUUGUACAUUGACUUGUUUUUGAUCUUACCGAUUGCCAUCUUUAUGGCUUGGUCCAAGCCAUUCCCAAGGCUAUGUGUCAAGAGACCGACGGCUAACUUGGUGUCGCCAAAGAUUUUGAUUCCAAUGUUGUGCAACAUUGUCGUGAUUCUAGUUUUCCAGAUUUCGCUCUGGAGAUACGUACAGAAGCAGCCUUGGUACAUUCACCCAAUUCCCGGCGACGACGACGCCGUUCAGUCUUCUGACAACACCGUUUUGUUCGACUUUUCUAACUACCAGUAUAUUUUGGUGGCGUUGGUGUUGACUACGGGUCCGCCAUACCGCCAACCAGUCUCCAAGAACAUCCCCUUCAUUUUGAACGUUAUUGUGGCAAUCCUCAUAUCUACGAUGAUUAUGUUGCUUGAUCCGGAAUCGUGGUUGGGCCAACUAUUAGAUUUGACCUCGAUCUCGCAUUCGUUCAAGCUUUUGGUCACCGUCACCUGGGUCGGUAAUUUGGGGGUGAUGUUGUUCUGCGAUGCCUACUUAUACAAACAGCUUGCAAGAGUCUACAAGAAGUUUUCUGCUCAUUCCGGCAGCAAGAAGAGAUUCAAGAACUUGAGGGCCCAAGAAGUCGUGUCUGUUUAGCCAUGCAGAUUUCCUAUUUCAUAUUAAGCCGAGAUCAAUUUUUUCGUUUUCUCCUUUUGGUUUCUUUUUACCGAAUGCUGUUAAAGUGUGGUCUUCUAGUCCAAUCGGUAUUAUAUAAUAGAUUGAUUGCCAUAGCU
Messenger RNA from Babjeviella inositovora NRRL Y-12698, 4210 nucleotides. RefSeq names its product putative acid anhydride hydrolase. The record is from RefSeq and is a predicted model, not a curated record. Gene Ontology annotation, cellular component: membrane. Gene Ontology annotation, biological process: intracellular calcium ion homeostasis. Gene Ontology annotation, molecular function: P-type ion transporter activity; ATP hydrolysis activity; ATPase-coupled monoatomic cation transmembrane transporter activity. The transcript has a single exon. NCBI's taxonomy places the organism in Eukaryota, Fungi, Ascomycota, Pichiomycetes, Serinales. Bases 24 to 4073 code for a protein of 1349 amino acids.